AUGUCCCGGCUCCCUAUGCCUCCUCCGGACCACCUCUGCGGCUCAUGUGCAGCGCUUGACCUCGAGUCUCUUGUCACUGCGCUAUGGCUGACAAGCGAGGACGCCCGCCAGGCUCACGCCGCGCGCCCUGCCACAAACUUCGAGGUAGAGCGAUCCGUCUACAUCGACGACUUCUCGCUCAAGAUUGUCGAGCGCAGGUCGACGCGCUGCCACCUCUGCCAGCUUGUCGCCGCGUGCGCCCGCAUGACUGGCGACGAGGACGCCCUAAAGGACAAGCACUGCUGCAUCCGCCCAAAGCUCGUAUAG
Molecule: messenger RNA, 306 nt
Organism: Microdochium trichocladiopsis
Lineage: Eukaryota; Fungi; Ascomycota; Sordariomycetes; Xylariales; Microdochiaceae
Exons: 1
Coding region: 1-306 (101 amino acids)
Source: RefSeq, a predicted model, not a curated record